Emericellopsis cladophorae is the source of this 693-nucleotide messenger RNA. RefSeq lists its product as uncharacterized. Bases 1 to 693 code for a protein of 230 amino acids. The record is from RefSeq and is a predicted model, not a curated record. Lineage: Eukaryota; Fungi; Ascomycota; Sordariomycetes; Hypocreales; Bionectriaceae. The transcript has 3 exons.
AUGACUCCGCAACCUGACUCGUACGGUGGCCGUGGGCCGACGUUAAAUGCCGUGCUUUGGACGGAGACUGUCGUGGCGACCAUGUUUGUCUUUGCGCGUUGCUACACUCGGCUCUUCAUUCUACACAGCGCGGGAUGGGACGACUUCUUUCUUGUCCUAACACUCCUGUUGCUCGCAGCAUACUCCGCAUGUAUCAGUGCCGGCACUGCGUACGGCAUCGGCCAGAAGCGUGCUGAUAUUGACCCUGCCGACUAUGUGCAGGCACACAUGUUCGAAAUCAUCGGGCAAGGCGUCUGCAUCUUCAACAUUGCCAUCAGCAGGGCGGCGGUCGCCUUCCUGUUGCUGCGCAUUGUCAACCGCGGCUGGCACAAGACCUUUAUCUGGGCCUGCAUCGCCACCAACUCCAUCUUGGCCGUCUUUUGCACUAUUGCCGUCUUUAUCCAGUGUCUACCGAUCCAGGCCGUCUGGAACUCAAGCGUCAAGGGCAACUGCUGGCUGGACUUUGCCAAGGUCGGGUUGACCACGUCUGCGUAUGCUGUGUGCAUCGACUUUGCUCUCGCCAUCAUCCCCUGCUUCAUUGUUUGGGAACUCAAAAUGAAGAAGAAGGACAAGAUCAUCACCAUCAUCGGCCUGAGCCUGGGUGUCUUGUACGUCUCUCUCUGCCGGUCUUCAAGGAACAGGAACGGAAGCUGA